This is a messenger RNA of Pestalotiopsis fici W106-1, 309 nucleotides long. Its product is annotated as Glutaredoxin. The transcript is spliced from 2 exons. The record is from RefSeq and is a predicted model, not a curated record. Gene Ontology annotation, molecular function: glutathione disulfide oxidoreductase activity. The coding region runs from base 1 to 309 and encodes 102 amino acids. NCBI's taxonomy places the organism in Eukaryota, Fungi, Ascomycota, Sordariomycetes, Amphisphaeriales, Sporocadaceae. Gene Ontology annotation, biological process: cellular response to oxidative stress. Gene Ontology annotation, cellular component: cytoplasm; nucleus.
AUGGCUUCCGCAAAGCAAAAGGCUCAGCAGAUCAUUGACGACAACGCUGUUGCCGUCUUCUCCAAGUCCUACUGCCCCCACUGCAGCGCUUCCAAGCAGCUGCUCUCGUCCCUCGACGCCAAGUUCUACACCAUUGAGCUGGACAAGGUCGACGACGGCGCCGACAUCCAGGCUGCCCUCGCCGAGAUUAGCGGCCAGCGCACCGUCCCCAACAUUUACAUUAGCAAGAAGCACAUUGGCGGCAACAGCGACCUGCAAGCCAUCAAGGGCAAGCUGCCCGAGUUGCUCAAGGGCGCCGGUGCUCUGUGA